AUGUUGCAAUACGAAAACUACUACUACCUUGAGCCCGAAGUGGUGCUUGUCCCCUCGUCGGGCCCAGGCUGUUGCCAGGUGGUGGCGGCGAGAGAAGCGGCUCGAGCAGAAGCGGCUCGCCGGGAAAUCGCCCGCCAACGGGAAAUCGCCAUCCACAACGAGAUUGUACGCCAACAGCAAUUGGCUCAGCAGAAAGCUCAGGAGAUUGCCCACCAGCAGAUGGUGGAGGAAUACGCCUUGCAAAUUGCUAGAGAGCGAGCUGAGGCGAUUGCCAGACAGGAGAGAGAAGAGAUGCUUAGACGCCAGCAGGAAUUGGCCCACCGGCGGGCGGUUGAACUCGCUCGUAAAAAGGCGCAAAGACAAGCGCAACGGGAGGCGAAGCGCAAGGCCCAGGCCGAGGCCGAGGCCAAGGAACAAGCGAGACAACGCAUGGAACAAUUGCUCCAGCAACAAGCACAACAAUUGCUCGAGCAACAAGUGCAACAAGUGGCCAAGCAACGGGCCUACGAACAAGCAGUGAGGGAAGCGGCUGCUCGCCAACAGCGUCAGAACCGCCAGCAGCCGAGAGUGUUCACCCGUGAAGAUGCUAAGCGGUACGUUGUGAUUCUCAAAGGUGUGGAACUGGCCAAAUUGAAUGUGCUGUACUUGAGAGACGAGAACCAAGUGGUGGUGGAAUUGGGCGAGAAAUUGCCCGGUUACUCUACUGCGGAUACGGUGACGAUCAACUUUGCCGAACCCGUCGAUGGGUACCACGUGGUGGGCCAAAUCAUCGAAGGCGACUUGGUCUUGACCUGUCCCAAGAAGGAGACUUUGACUAUUGCCCCCACUGAGACUACUAACGCUACUGCUGAAACCGAAAAGGAACUGACUGACGCUAAUGGCGAUGCUAACGACGAUGCUAACGACGACGCUGAAGAGGAAGAAUCGGAAGCUGAAACUGCAUCGGUGACUCAGGAACUGGACUGGGAAGACGUCGACGAAGAUAAGGAAGAAGCCGCUAAGGAAGCUGAACCGGAAACUAAGGCUGAUGAGGCUGAAGCUAAAGAGACUGAUGGUGAUGCCAAACCGGCUGAACCGGUGGUGGAAGAACCUGCCGAACCCGAAGUGGAAGAGCCUGAGGAAGCCGUCGCCGUCGAAGUGACCGAAGUCGAAGCCCUCGAGAGAAAACGUCGCCUGUCGGAACUGCUGGAAUCGGAUGAGAAGAAGAUUAAGUCCCAACAGAGUCUGCCCAAUGUCAAGCCAGUAGUGGUUCGCCAUGUCACUCUUGAAGAAAUUGAGGACGCCGACUUAAGCCUGUAA
Molecule: messenger RNA, 1299 nt
Organism: Diutina rugosa
Lineage: Eukaryota; Fungi; Ascomycota; Pichiomycetes; Serinales; Debaryomycetaceae
Exons: 1
Coding region: 1-1299 (432 amino acids)
Source: RefSeq, a predicted model, not a curated record